Messenger RNA from Psilocybe cubensis, 732 nucleotides. RefSeq lists its product as uncharacterized. Lineage: Eukaryota; Fungi; Basidiomycota; Agaricomycetes; Agaricales; Agrocybaceae. The coding region runs from base 1 to 732 and encodes 243 amino acids. The transcript is spliced from 3 exons. The record is from RefSeq and is a predicted model, not a curated record.
AUGCCCCGGGGAAUCUCCACCAAUGUCUAUCCAGUCAUUCUUUCUUCUCGAACUCGAACAAUACGUGACGAGGUUAUUGAAAGCUCCCAAGUUGAAGAAUGCGAGUUGCACAUACCACCUGCUUCUGUAGGAGAUGACUUUGACAUUCACAGCGAGAUGGGGCCAGCUGUAGUUGCUGAUUGCUCAAUAACUAGCAAUACUUUGGAUAGUGAUGACGGAAUUGUUAUCUUUGAAGACCAUUCAAACGGAGCUGUUGAGAGAGCCGUUGAGGAGGAAGAUGAGAUCAACAGAUCUAUUGAGAGAGUUGUCGAGGAGGAAAGUCAGCUAACUGUCGAUUGGUCGGAAGAGUCAAUGGAACGUCACAUGGCCAAUCUGUUUGGCCUCGAUACUCAAGAACACAUGGCACAGUUAUCUCAGGAAAUUCGCGAAGCUGUGGAGCAAGAGAUGGCUGCAAAUUCUUCUGCAUGCUCCAUGGACCCAGCACAAGCUAGCGAAACUGAAAACAAGUCAGAUCACAAUAAUCAGAGACCAAAAAUCAUACCGAUUUAUCAUUUCACACCCGUCGACUUCCCUGAACCACCCGCGCCAUUACGCCUUGGGACUCCACGAUGCAAUGCGGGCAAAGCGGCGCGUAAAGCUCGAAAAAUAGCGGCUGAGAUUGCUACAUUGGAAGGUGUCUUGAAUGACUUGCGCAAGCGCCAUAGACGCUACUUGAGGGAAUCAUACCUGUAG